CAACAAGACGGGAACAAUGCGUAAGACUAUUCUAUUACACAGAUCGAUAUCCUUAUAUCGACGAGGGUGUUAGGAACACACCAUCGCCCUUUGUCACUCAAAAUAGGACCGACCCCUUACUGGAAUUACUACUUUAUUCAGCGACUUGGAAACUACUGGGAAUUUAAAGGAACUGGAUACAAGGGAGUGUUAUUGUGUUGGGUCUCUCUCCUUUAUACCAGCUUCAACAGAAAGUGUAUUGCGUCGAAAAACUCUCUCGACCGCUUUGUCAAGCAGACCCGCUGGUAAAGUUGGGAACGGGUCACACGCUCUCUCGCGGAGUUUCGGGGCACGGCUUGGUUCGGUGUCUCGGUGUAUAUGAUCAUCUGGUGUAUCGUUUAGUUCGCAGGUUUAACCUUACCUAGAAUUGGAUGUGAAUGUCACUGCUUCAUCUUGGAUGCUGGUUUUUACUGAUGAUGUCAACAAAAGUCAACACCGGCCUUUGACUGACCUCUAUGUAUGGAUGAACGUUCUUCGCCUACGCAGCUAGGAGAGAGUGAGGCCCGGGAAAUAGUCACCCAGAAUAUACCACAGCUUUCCUGUUAGUACCUGGGUGAUAUUACACCGAAACGAAGCUCCAUUGAAUCCAGUUUGUGAGCCUCCCGGUGCAGUGAGGGUAAAGGGGGCGGGGACUGCCUGUUGCUACCCAGACUUGCGGACCAGUCGUUAGCAUGGAUUUAUUAUAUUAUAUGACAGUCUCAUUACUUGGUUUUAUACUGAGUCUUACCACUUUCAUCGGGGAAACGACCAGAGCGCUUUCAGAGGAUGUCUCGAGUCCAUGCAAAGCUUCUGGUUUUCUAGGUGACAUAGCAUUAACGGAAGAGGAUUAUGCGAGGGAGAUGAUCAGAGCAAGGCGAACGAGGGAACAAUUCAGAAGGAGAAUAUUACAAGAAAGACAGACAAGAACCAGAGGCGCUCGUCAUCAUAUUAAAAAGAGAACGAUAGAAGAAACGCAUGGGAGACACGUUCGAGCUGUGACAGCUAGACCAGAAAGAAGAUGGACAGAUGCCGUAAUACCUUAUGAAAUCGACGGAAACUUUACAGGAUCGCAGCGGGCGAUGUUUAAACAGGCGAUGAGACACUGGGAGAACUAUACCUGCAUCACUUUCGUUGAGAGAAACCCUGCCAAUAGUGAGCAUGACAACCACAUAGUCUUCACAUACCAGGCGUGCGGCUGCUGUUCGUUCGUCGGUCGGAAAGGCGACGGCGCACAGGCCGUAUCUGUGGGCAAGAACUGUGACAAAUUUGGCGUAGUCGUUCACGAACUGGGACACGUGGUGGGAUUCUGGCACGAACAUACCCGUCCUGAUCGCAAUGAGUUUGUCGGCAUCGUUCACCAGAAUAUUGUACCAGGUCAAGAAUACAACUUCCGUGUUCUCGACGCAGCCGAGGUGGAUUCUCUUGGCGAGACCUAUGAUUUCGCGAGCAUCAUGCAUUAUGCGCGGAACACUUUCUCGCGGGGAAUCUGGCUUGACACUAUUCUUCCAAGGAAAGAUCCGGAAAGCGGUAUCCGACCGGAGAUUGGACAGAGGAAACAUUUGAGCAAAGGCGAUAUUGUGCAAGCCAACAAGCUUUAUAAAUGCCCCUCAUGCGGCCGGACUCUCCUUGAAUCUACCGGUAACUUUAGUUCUCCUGAAUGGCCUGGUCAGUACGAUGGUGAUCAGACGUGUGUGUGGCGGAUCUCUGUUACUCCUGGUGAAACUAUCAGUUUGAGGUUCACCGGUUUUGAGCUAGUCGGGAGUGACGGGUGUUGGUAUAACUACUUAGAAGUCAGAGACGGGCACUGGAGAAACUCUCCGCUCCUUGGGCGGUUUUGUGGAGCUUCUUUACCAGAUCCAAUACUCUCAUCUGACAGCCGGCUGUGGAUCGAACUAAAGAGUUCUGCACAUAGAUAUAGUAGAGGCUUUGCUGCAAACUAUGAAGCAAUUUGUGGUGGUCACAUUGAGCGGGAAUCAGGGACACUUCAAAGCCCAAAUUAUCCUGAUGAUUACCACCCCAGUAAGGAGUGUGUGUGGCUUAUCACCAUGCCAGAAAACUACACGGUUGGACUCAGCUUCCAGUCAUUCGAGAUUGAACGACAUGAGACUUGUAUCUAUGACUAUGUCGAGGUACGAGACGGGCAUGAGGAAACUUCCCCUCUAAUUGGUCGAUUCUGUGGAUAUUUCAUUCCUGAUGACAUCAAAUCCACUGGAAAUAAGAUGAUGGUUACAUUUGUAUCAGACGGAUCUGUAAAUAAAGGAGGGUUCUCAGCAGAUUUCUUCAAAGAGAAGGACGAGUGUGCCCAACCAGACCAAGGGGGAUGUAUGGAUGUCUGUGUGAACACCAUCGGAAGCUACCGAUGCGACUGCCGACCAGGAUACGAGCUCAGCUCUGAUGGCCGUAGAUGUGAAGUUGCCUGUGGGGGUCUGUUUACCGGUCUCCGAGGGAACAUCUCAAGCCCUUCCUACCCUGAGCCCUAUCCGAGGGACAAGAACUGUGUCUGGCAGAUUGUGGCUCCAUCCAACUACAGGAUCUCACUUGAGUUUCUGACAUUUGACCUUGAGGGCAAUGAGGUAUGUAAGUAUGACUACGUUGAUGUACGUAGUGGCCUAAAUGAGGAAGGAUUACUCCAUGGAAAGUUCUGCGGCAAUGAAAUACCGGAGACAAUCACGUCACGUUUCAAUAAUCUACGCAUUGACUUCCGAUCUGACAACACUGUUGCUAAAGAAGGCUUCUUUGCAAACUUCUUUGCAGAUGUGGAUGAAUGUGAGGAAGAUGAUGGUGGAUGCCAACACAUCUGUACCAAUACACUGGGAAGUUACACGUGUUCAUGUCGCAAUGGAUUUACACUACAUGAGAACCAACAUGGCUGCAAAGAGUCUGGUUGUAGGAGGGAGAUACAGUCAACGACAGGAAUCAUCACAAGCCCGAAUUAUCCUGACAACUACCCAAAGCGUAAGGAGUGUACCUGGCAUAUUUCUGCUAACCCAGGCCAUAAGAUUGUUCUGACGUUCGAUGCUUUUGAUCUGGAGCAGCAUCAGGAGUGCACCUACGAUCGCGUCGAAGUCUUCGAUGGUGACAACGACGAGGGUCAGGUCCUUGGCCGCUUUUGCGGUGCCACGGUCCCCGACCCAGUUAUAUCUAGCAGCAACCACAUGUUUAUUAGCUUCUACUCAGAUGCCUCUGUGUCCAGGAGUGGUUUCUCUGCCACGCAUUCUACGCAAUGCGGGGGCCGGCUCGUCGCGGGUCUCUCAUCUCAGCGACUCUACUCACAUGCCAAUUACGGAGACCAGAAUUAUGAGAAUCAGGAGUCGUGCGAGUGGACCAUUGUCUCGCCCGAUGACCAUUUCAUCCAUCUCUGGUUCCGAUCGUUCGACAUCGAACACGAGACCGAAUGCAACUACGAUCAGGUGAUGGUGCUCGAUGGGGAUAACCGGGCGGCUGAAUCGUUCGGACGAUUUUGUGGACAUCGGGCUCCAGAUGAUAUCGUCUCAACCGGUGAUUCCUUGAUGAUUGUCUUCUCAUCUGAUGAUACUAUCAACAAGAAAGGCUUCCUCGCAAUAUUCAAGUUGACCGAUGGAGAGUUACAGGAGGUUGAAGAAGAAGAAGAGGACAUAUACUAUGGAUGAGGACAGAAUCCCAAUAUUUGGAGAAAAACUCUUGUAUCUGGACAUUUUCACCUGCAAAACAAAAUAUUUGAAAAGCAGCCUGCACGUCGAAUAUAUGAGAUUUCUACCAAUGAUUCGAACUGGAACAUUAUUCAUCAGUUGAUUUACCAAAUGAUGGUAUGGAUAAGAGACACUUAUUCAAAUUCGAUACUGUAGAAAUAGACCUCUUGGACAUAAACUCACCAUUUAUUCAGGGAUUGAAUUAAAUCACUUAAUUAUUUAACACCAAUUAAUUCCUGUGCCAGUUAAGCAUGAAUCAUAUAGCUGAAUAUAUUGAUAGGGGUUAAAAAGCAAAGAUUCUUUUUUUCAUUGAUUACUUUGCAUGGACUAGGGAUAUAAACAUGAAUACAUUCAAUCGGCUAAUGACAAUUUUGACAUAAUGAAUACCAAUUGUUUAUAGCAUAAUUCCACCUUGCCCCCUCAAAAUAAUAAAUAUUAAUGAUUUUUCCAACAACUUAUCAAUUUUGUAUUAAAUGACAACAGGUUUGAGAUGAUUAGAACAACCAUCAACUUUCUGUGUGAUGCCAAUUUCUAAAAAUACAAAAAACAAUAAGAGCUGAAGCAAAAAAAAAUCCUAUAUAUUUUGUAUCUCCAAGAUGCAAUAAUUUUUGAAAACUUUCUUACUCAUAUUCAGAUACCGUGUGUGUUCAUUCGCCAUUUAAUUUAAUUACAUAGGAUAUCGUGUGUGUAUCCAGUUCUAUGUUGUGGAGCAAGAUUCUAUUUUCACCAAGAUUAGUCAUGAUGAAAUUUGCAACUUUAUUGACAAAAAAUGUGCAUACAGACAUACAAUGCUUUUAGGAGAAAACAUUAGAUUAUCAUUAGUAAGCCAUGUUUUAUCUUGUUCAUAGCUUUUACCAGACUUUUUAAAUAUAUGUAUCUUUGUCAUUUUUAAAGUUUUUAUUUGAAUUAAUAUCUAGCCAAUAUGAACAUACUCAUGGGCUUGAACGAUGAUUGAGAUAGUUGUUAUCUUUAACAAUCAUAAUAUAUCCAUGUAUAUUACAUGUUUACUGAAUAAUGACAGGAUUUUGAUCUUUAUUAUCAUGAUCAAGUUGAAAAAAUUAUGUUAUUUCAUUUUCAAUUGACCGGAAAUAUGUUUUAUGAGAAGUAAAGUUUGCAGAGAGAAUUCUUAUUCUCUUUUAUCCAUUAAUUACUUUGAUGUAAUUUUUCAUGUUGAAGUUUCUUGUAGCAUAUAUUCAUGCAUUAUUUGCCAUGAAUAUUUUUCCUAGAAAGGUGUGGUAUUUGUCGACCAAAGAAAUUGAAUUCAAGGGAGAAAGAGGAAAAAAUGGUAGAGGAUAAGGCUUUGCAGAUUUAGUUUCAUGAUUUCCAUGUUUAUGACAGAUCUAUGCAAUUUCUCGGGAGGGAAAGAAGUUAUUGAUUUAAGAGGGUUGAACGUAUAGCUUUUUAGGCUAGUGGGCAUUAAAUGGCAAUGGGCAUAGGUUUGCCUCUGGUAUAUGCCAUAACAAGAAUGAACUGUAAAUACAAUGUACAUGUUUAUUAUUGUGUAGGGUUGUAAUAAUUGUAUAUUCAAUUUUGGACAAACAAUGCUAUGGUCACCAGCCAAGUGUGCUAUUAAAUGGGAAUACAAGUAUUUUGAGGUAUAUUAAUCACCACUAAUUUGAAUAUCAAGUAUGUAAAAACAUCCCAAUCGUAUCCUUCAUUUUCCUUCUUGAUGAACUUCCAUCGUGAGUUAUGAUAUUCUUAUUUGUACAGUUUAUGACCAAAUUCUAAAUGUAUCCUAAUUCCAUUUUGAAUGAUUCACACUUGUUUAUUUUUUUUCUGUUUUGAAAAUAAAUAACUUGUAAACACAA
Molecule: messenger RNA, 5494 nt
Organism: Lytechinus variegatus (green sea urchin)
Lineage: Eukaryota; Metazoa; Echinodermata; Echinoidea; Temnopleuroida; Toxopneustidae
Product: bone morphogenetic protein 1 homolog
Exons: 20
Coding region: 711-3647 (978 amino acids)
Biological process (GO): proteolysis
Molecular function (GO): metalloendopeptidase activity; zinc ion binding; calcium ion binding
Source: RefSeq, a predicted model, not a curated record